Messenger RNA from Ambispora leptoticha, 172 nucleotides. NCBI's taxonomy places the organism in Eukaryota, Fungi, Glomeromycota, Glomeromycetes, Archaeosporales, Ambisporaceae. The record is from the annotation of a GenBank genome assembly.
UUUCUGCGGUAUCUUCGGUGCCUUUGUGGUGAUUUCGUGGCGUUCUUGCCGUUCUUGGAUUCAGCUACGCUCUUGGACGUUCUUUGUGACUUUCUUUGUGGUGGCUAUAUGGCGAUCUUUGUGGUGGCUCUACGGCGGUCUUUGUGGUGGCUCUACGGCGGUCUUUAUAGUG